GUGCGCCUUGGCCCGCGCGCUCGUGGCCGCCCACCCCCCGCGCGCCCGCACCCUCCCGGCCGCGCUCCGCCGUGCGAGCCGGCACGCGGCGGCCGCUGUGCGGCCAUGGACCCCGACGGCAGCGACGUGCCCCUCGUGGCGCCGCAGGGGGCCGCGGGCCCGCCGCGCGAGGCGGGCGCGGCCCCGGCGGGCGCCGCGGGCGCCCGCGGCGGGGCCUCUGGGGCGGCGGGCUGCUGUGCGCCGUGGGCGGGGCCUGCGUGUGGGCCGCGGGCCGCCCUGGCCGCGGGCCGCUGCGCGCCGGCGUCCAGGGCGCCUCCGGGCUCGCAGGCGAGGAGGUCGACGGCGACGAGGCCUCGGAGAGGCUCGCGCUCGUGACCGCGGCGGAGGUCGAGUGGAGGGGCGCCACAUGGGUCCGGGGCGGCGACGGCGAGAACUGCGAGGACGCCUGCGCGCGCAUCGGGCUGACUUGUUACGAGAGCGAGGCCUCGUGGCCGCACCAGAAGGCCGAUGUCUCCCACAUCGCCAAGGGGCUGGGCCUCGGGUGCAAAGACCACGUCUCCGCGGAGAACACCUACGACCCCUUCGUCGUAGGGCCGUUCUGCUCCUUCGGGCCCUGGAAGCCGCCGAACGUGUGGGCGGACUGGCGGCCCCGCAACGUGCGCUCGUGUAAGGCGGCGCCACCGAGGGCCACGACGCGGCUGUGCUCGUGCGUGCAGGAGAUCCCGCCGAAGGGGUGCCAGGAGUGCAACAAGGACUGCUGGCAGACCGGCAGCUGUUGCGAGGCCGAGGAGGACGGGUGCUCGCAAGACCCGAUGUUGGACAAGAAGAACCCAGACUACGACUGGUGGGGCGCCGCCGUAAACUGGGAGUGGGCUGGCGUCGUGCCAGACUCGAAGUGGAUGGAGAACGUGACGUCCUACGAGGACCUGCCUGUGCUGUGGAACGCCACGACGGCCCACGUCGAGCCGCUGCACAUCAAGGUGUUGACAUACAACCUGUACUGGUGGAGCCUGUUCGAGAAGAACGGCGGCAGUGACGGAGCGGCAGGCAAGCUCGUGGCCGAGUCGGGCAAUCACACGCCUUACGACCUCAUGGCCUUCCAGGAGUGCGAGAACAUCGACUGGGUGCUCGGAGACGCGGGCCUCUCGGACAGCUACGAAUACUCGGAGGUCUUCUACUCCAUCUGCCUCGCGUGGCGGAACGAGACCUGGAGGAAACUCGUCUCGGGCUACGACGCGGUGGCGACCGACGGCGGCUGGGUUAGGAACAACAAGUGGGGCGAUCGCAUUGUGUCUUGGGCUCGGCUCGAGCACAGGGAGACGGGCGACAAGUUGUUCUUCGCCAACCACCACGGCCCCCUGCCCCUCAACUCUGGGGGCGAGGCUGGCGGCUUGGCCACGGCGCACAAUCUCCUGGCCGCCAUCAAGGCUCACGCUGAGGAGGGCGACGUCAUCGUUUUCACAGGGGACUUCAACUCCGACUACCGGUCCGCCACCGUCAAGAUGUUGAGCACCAGGCUGAUCCUGGGUUACCACGGGGAGUCUUUCGGAGGCAUCGACAACAUCUUCGCCAACACGGGGAAAGCGAGCUUCACGGACAGGAGGAACCUCGGAGGAGCUGGCAGCGACCACGAUGCCCUCACGGCCACCGUCGUGGUCCCGACGAGCGCCCGCGCCGUCGCGGCGCUGGCCGCGGGGGCGCGCAAGGAGGCGGUGGCCAAGGCCGCCGCGGCGCGGGAGGCAGAGGGGGCGCUGCGGGGCCAGGAUGGCCCACCUGGCAGCAAAGGGCUCGGACAGGAGAAUGGCGGCGCCGGGCGCGCCGUGGUCUUGGCGGCGCCCGUCGGGUUGGUGGCGCUUGCCCUGUGGGGCUGGGCCGCGUGAGGCGCCCACUGGCGUCCUGCGGCGGCCUGGCUCGCGGGGCGGCCUCUCCUGCCAGCACGGCCGCCUCGGCGCUGCCGCACACGGGUCUGGCGCCCGCGCCUCGACGGAGGAGCACUUCUCUGGCGACUGCGCCGCCCGCCGGAAGGCGGCCGCGGAGGCAGUACGGUACGGUAGACUUCACCAGGCCGUUUACGUCGGCCUGCGGUCUGCCUGUGACCACAUUCUGUUAAUGCCACGGGCGACCACACGCCACGCAUGCGUAGUGUGUAUUGCUCGCCCUGUUUUUUGUUUGUCAUCCGCGUACGCUCGGGUGUCUUUUUCCCGCGUUCGCGUCUGCGGAGGCGUCAUCGAUCCUCGACCCAGGAAUGGUAGGGUGCAUAGUUGUAAGGCCUUGAGGGCAACACAGCUGUGCACUGUACCGGGCUGGAAAGCAACGCCGCUCUCGUAGAUCAAAUUAUUCUAUUUUGUUAUUUGGGGAAUCGCGGCGGCUACGAAAGCAGUCCGCUCACAUAUUGUCCAGGGCUCGUCCCUGUCCCUGUAUUGUAGCCGCUGUCGCCUGGGCGGCUCAAGCAUCGGUUAUGCGCUUUUGGGGACCCAGAAAAGUUGUACUUCCUCUCGCGCCACCAGCCUAACCCGUCGAGGUGGGGACGGA
Molecule: messenger RNA, 2532 nt
Organism: Prorocentrum cordatum
Lineage: Eukaryota; Dinophyceae; Prorocentrales; Prorocentraceae
Source: the annotation of a GenBank genome assembly